AUGCGUGUAUUGACUUACAGGAUUGGGAAGCAGCAGAAAGUUGAACUGUUGUUUCAAACGUUCAUUUUUUCAUCCAAUGGCUGUAUUCCACCAACAACCACUUACAUACCAUAUCUUGUUCAAUUUAGGCAUCUAUCAGACUUUUUUAUCAAAACUAAUCAAGAACCUUUGAAAGUACUCAAAGCAUUGAUUCUUCAAGCGCAUGUUAAAAUAAAAGCUCUAUUAUGGGAGAAUUCAGUGCAAAGUAGCAACUGUAUAUCCACCAUCUCAACAGAAUCAUAUGGCUUGGACUUUGGAGAUAAAACACGUUGUGCCAAGGAAACUACACUGUCAAAUGAACGUAGCUUUCCCAGUUGUAUCCUAUCGCUCAACAGUGCGACCAAUAUUGCAAUUGAAUCUAAAUCAUUGAUUGGAAUUCAGAAUAUUGCGCAAAGUUUUAUUCGACUCCAUCAUUUGACAGGGAUGCAUAUGACUGAGCAAUCCUUUGAACUAUUAAACCGCAUUGCCUUGUCAGCAUCCACAGUAUUACUGGAUAACAGCAAUCAAAAUCAAGACUGGAGAAUCAUCAUUCACUUGUUACUUGCAAACCAUUUAAUCUGUCGAGAUCCUGCUGAGAGCCAUUCCAUGGCCAAUAUUGCCGACGCCAAAAAAAAUAUUAUCUUGGCAAGUCAUAUCUGGAAAAGUGGAAAAGGCUCUGUAAAUUUAUUUUUGGCAGGAAUGCAAGCCAUUCUAAAAGUUUCUCCAGAAGUGACAAGUCUACUUGAACCAAGAUGGGCAUCAAAUACUACAUUAAAAGUAGUCGCGUUGAUUGAUAAAAUCAAAAAGCACCAAGCCUCGACCGCUUUAAUUGACAAGGAUACCCUGCUAGAGCUUACACAGUUGAGCGAGGAGUUAUCCAUGCCAGAAAAUGAGUCUGAUUUUGACAAGCUCAAGGAAACCACUGAAAUUUCUCUUCCGAUUGAUCCAAUCCGACUAUUUUUAGUUAAAGAGUGUGCCAAACAUCAUCUCUACACUGAGGCUGCUAAACUCCUUGCACGUAUUGGAACAAGACAUGCUGAUGCUCAUUUGACUUUACAAUGCGAGAUAUAUACAGCGCAAGUCAACUUUUGUUUGCUUGAAUCAAGCGCUUUUGAUGAAUCUCAGAUUAGCACACCAGUAGCCAAUUCUUUAUCACGUAUAUCAAAGACAAUAGAAGCUGCUUUAGCAAUGAAACUUGAAAGUGUUGCACUAGAGGGCUGUAUUGUUGCAUGGAGCAUACUGUGGUCGAUUAUAGAUGAUCGGAAUCGGCAUUCGAUUGUCAGCAUUCUUUGCCAAUAUUGCAAAUAUUUGACACAAAUAACUACUCCAAAAGACUCGAUCAAGUUUUUAUUCGAGUAUGAGCUUUGCAAGUGCUAUGAGUCUAUGAAUCUCUUGAAAUUAGCAAAAGUCCAUGCACAACUAGCAGCAAAGGAGCAUUCAUCUUGUGCCCAUCAAUUUGAAAGUCAUAUGGCUGUAAAUCGAAUUGAAGCAAAAUUACACUGCAUGUCAUCUAGUUUGGGAUCUGAAUAUAAAGCGCUUAUCCUAAUUGAUAGAGCAAGAACGGCUACCAAUGCAGAGGAAUCUGUCUAUUUUCUACAGCAGGCUAUUCAAAGUAUCAUCCAGGAUUAUAAACGAGGCGAUUUUAUAUCAAAGCUUAAAGAGAGUGCAUAUGCGUCUGUUAAAAACGAUACUGGUGUUUUAGUAAUGGUGGUACUCGUUGAAAUCAUGCGAGAGGCAAAAAGAUGGGCUGUUGAUAUUAGCAAUUUGGCUUCACAUUUUCUUGAAACCUAUUCAAUUUCAAAGAUUCACAAAUUGAACUCGGAUAUAUGGGAAAUGGUGUUUGUAACCACAUCACAGAUUAUAGCUUUUAAAGCAAAUUCAAAAGAUAUCAAUCAUUUGUUACUUGCAGAGGUGUAUGAUUUAAGGGGUCAAAGCAUAACAUUUGGCAUUUACUGUUUUAUACAAUCUAUUGAUUUAUGCAGCCAGGUAAAGGCAGCAGUAAAUGAUUAUUUUGCUGCAAUUGAUUCAGGAAUUGCUAUUGGACAAACUUGGAUGCUAUAUAAUUCUACAUCAAAUAUCUGGAAUCUAUUUGCCACUCUUUCUAAUUAUCGAACCAAAUAUGAUUGCGUGUUUGAACGAUGGAGCGAAUUUUGGGUUGAUAUAUUUCAAGUUCUUUUUGACAAAAUAUCCAAUUCAAGUAUUGCCGAGCAUUCUUUAUUUGCAUACCUUUGCUCUGCAUACUCUUCCAGUCUACUCGAGACUCACAUCGCACAGGUGUUUGAGCAAUCCAAGGGAAAAACCAAGCCUUUAGGAAAAGAUGCUUUUGCAUUGAUAAAAACUGCUGAAGAUAUAGUAAAGACUGGAGCAGCAACAAAAAACGCCGACUAUAACUCUCUUUUUGUGAUUGUCGCAAGUUGGUGUAAAAUUGCGUCUUAUAAAGCCACUGCCAGCUUACCCGUUUCGUCUUUAGAUAUAGAUGAUCCCUUGUUGCGUUUAUUUAUAUCCAUUGAUAUUGGACAACAAGGAACUACAGCUGCAGUUAAAUCAGCACGCGAUACAGAUCCAUCUAUUCUUGAGCAUACCUUGUCUAGUGUAUUUCAAAUCAGUUAUAUUCCGGAUGUUUUUCGAAUUGAAAUGCUUCUUCAAAUUGGAAAACAGUCUCUUGCAGUAAAUCAACAUUCAAUAACAGCGGUGUGUGCUCAAACCUCGCUGCUGUAUCUGGAUAGAUUUUCCGUGAUACCAUUGAAACUGACAGCUUCGCUCCAGCAUUGGCUUAUACAAUCCAGAAUGAUUGCAUAUCAAUUGACUAUGGCUAUCAAAGACAGCAUUGUCUGCAGACUCAAGAUUGAUUAUGACAAUGCUAUAAUCCCGAUUUUGGCAAUAAAAGAAAUGCAUACAUCUGGCAAUACUUUGAAUUUUGCCAUGGAUAAAGACUACGAAAUUAUCCAGAAUCUGUUUUCUACAGCUAUUGAUAUUGCAAUAGGUAAUAGAAAAAUUCAACUGGGUCUUCGUCUUGCUGAUAUGGGUCUGCGCGUUCUUCAAGGACAUCCUCAAAAUGAAAUAUGGAUACGCAAAGGUCUUGUACUGACUAGUCAGGGUAUGGGUUCGUCACUACUUCCUCUCAAAGACAAUAAUGUUGAAAAUCAAGCACAAGCAUGGAUGAGAUUUGCAGAUUUACAGAUAUCCGCGGAUAAAAAAAGAUUGGCAGUUACUGCUGGCUUAAAGCUGCUUGUGGCAAAACAUCUAACACAUACGUGGACAUACAGAUUACUGGAAAUUCGCCUCGAUAGUGUCGCUGGAAAUUCAAGUAUAGAAACCAAAAACAUCGCUUUGCCUUUUGAAACAACCUAUAACCAGUACACCAAUGAAUUUGCAAUGGCCAAAAUUGAGCAAUGUUUAAAAAACAUUCAGUGCAUUGAUCGAGCUAGUCAACUUGAGCGUUUGAAAAUUGCUCAGUCAUGGGCAAGCGUAUACCUUCCAUCGCUUUUUUGCUGUAAACCAUCACCAUCCGAACAAGAAAAAAAAGAGUCACAUUCUUCUGCCAAAACCAAAAAGUCCAAGGAAGUUUGCUCUGAUACAGUAACUAUGCCCACAAUGGACAAAUGGCAUCAGUUUGUCUGGCCAGCUUAUCUUCGAGCCGAGUAUAUCAAUCAUGCUGGACACGAUCACAUAAGCAACUCUAAUUUGAAAGAUCCGUUGGCACUAUGUGGAUUGCUUUUACAGCUCAUUCAUGAAUUGGUGCGUGUUCAAGACUUGCAAGCAACCCACCCCAUUUUUUGUUUAUUGGAACUGAUUUCAGAGCUUUCUGUUCAAUCUAUUCCAGAUCUGUAUCCCACAAUUCUUCUUUAUUUUGCCGUUACUCUUUCUUGUCAAGGGAUGGAGACUUCAGCAAAGGAAAAAUAUAUUUUGGCGACAUCUAGUCAGUAUAGACAGCGUACUGACAAGCAAGCUACCUUGGUAUCCAAGUCACUCGGGUCUAAUUUGGCAACGAAAUUAUCGAUCGAGGAUAUUUUGCUACUCAAAUCAGAGUGUCAUGUAUAUUUUGGCGAUCAUCUUGAAGCAGAGUAUCUCACUUGCCAAAACAUUCAUAUUUGCCACGACAAGGCCAAUUAUUCCGUUCUAUCCAGUACAUACGGGUUAGGUGCAGUCGUUGCUUUAUUUGACGAGGACUACGAGCGCGCCAGAUAUAUGGCUUCGGUAGGAGCCAAAAUUGGGAUAGAAAAUGACAUAGGCAUACCGUUGUCUACAGCACUUUCUUGGUCAAUUUCUAUCAUCAAUCAAAAAUAUAGUGACAGCAUGUAUUCUGAUGUGCUGCAAGCCAUAUCCAUUUUGGAUAGUUUUGAUACGCUUUCAUCUUUGAAACCAUAUAUCAGUAAUGAAACAAGGUACUGUGCAAUCUCAGCAAAGCUAUGGCUGCUAUCCAAUCUGUCAAUUAUUCUGCCCAAUUCAAGCGAAAAAUCAGAUCAUGAAUCAGUCAAAAAUAGAUUUUUACUGGCAUAUCAAGAAGUGCUGCAAAAGUAUAAUUCGAUUUUUGAUCAAAACAUGCAAAUGGAAUUACAAUGUCGAUUUUUGAAAUUUCUUGUUCAAAACAAAAUCAAGUACAUCAGAGCAUGGAGUGUUUUGCAUCAACAUUUGGAGCAUAUUCAAACAGCUGCCAUUGAAUUUGAUAAGACUGCGGAAGCUUGCCAACGUCUCGCAUCGUGUAGACUUCUUGUGUUGCUUGCAGAUGUAGAUAUAAUGUCUACAAUGCAUUCAUGGCUCACGUUAAAGAGAAUGCUGUCUUUUAUGGAUAUAUCCAAUUUUGAAUCGACAAAAUGGCACGGCAUAACCGAGGAAACCCAACCAGAUCAACAUUUGGCUUUAAACGAUUUGAUUUAUUCAAAAAUUGAGCUACAGGCUUUGACCUUGGAUGCCGAUGUAAAUUCAAAGUUGGACUACUAUCUUGGAUUACGUUCGUACUCGCAAAUUGCGUGGCAAUUCGACACGUCAGUUGAUCAAAGAAAACAGGUUUGCCAAACUAUUAUCACCCGACUGUCGGAUAAUGUAGAGUCUUUUAUCAUUGAUUCUGAAUUUCAAAAGGCAUCAAUUGCAUGUGAAGCACUUUUGAAUAUGUCUAUAUAUUUAGAUGAUGAUACGCAGGGAUUUCGUUAUUUGUCUGCUCUGCAAACUUGUGAAUCAUUGCCAGAAAUUCAUCAGACUGUGUCUAUGGAGUCGACUCCCCCCAUUCAAGUAGAUUUCACGUUUCCAUUUAAAUAUAUUCCCAAUCGUAGUCUAGCAAACUAUCAUUGCUAUGAAGAGCAGUUCAAGGCAAAAAACAAACAAAUGUUUUUCCCAUCUGUGCUUCAAAAUCCAGAAUGGCCAAAGGAUAACAUCAAAAUUAUUAUAUUUCAGCAUUCAAACGAUAAACAUGUAUUGCAUGUAUAUGUACUUACCAGAUACAGGGACAUUGGGUAUGCAAAGUUGGAUCGGAAAAAAACACCAGCAGAUGAAAUGGUUCACGAAAUAGAGGCUAUCCAUUAUGCCAACCCAUUAUUCAAUGAUAUUUUGAAUAAUGGUGAUGCACAGAAUUGCAAACGUACUACUGAGCAGGCUGAGUCGUAUCUUUUAUCACUACUUUCAAAGUUUAAACCAGACAAUGGUGUAUCGGAUCUUCCUCCAGCUAUACCUACUUCACAACAAAAUCAAAGAGCAAAGUCUAGCAAUAAGGAAGUUGGAGAGACGCUGCAAAGCAACAUUACAUCUGAUGAUCAGCAUGUUUAUUUAAUUUUGGAUCAUGUUAUGGAAAAGUUUAAUAUUGAAUCUGCUGUUCAAAAAUAUUAUUGUCAAGCAACGUCUAUUACUCGAGACUUGAAUUUAUCAAUAUUACUAUCUAGAUUUAAAGCAAGGGAUAGCCAGUCCAAAUCACAAGUGAUGGAGUCACCAAAAAAAAAGGACAAGGCACUUGAUUUUGACAAAGAUAAAUCAGCAGCUAUAAAUUAUAUUAUUUCAUCCAAUAAUGUUAGAGCCAAAACAAUCAUGCAAGAUAGUAUUUCCCGGUCAACGCUAAAAACGUCAGGGUUAUGGUCUCAAGAUAUUUUAUUGGACGAGUUUUCUGAACUGAUGCAACGUGGCUCCAAUUUUAUAUAUUGUGGUCCGCCAUUGCUUCAGACAAAUGAUUAUUUGCGACACGUCGAACUCAAACUGAGUGGAGUCGUUAUCAUAUUUGAGUUUGAUCAUAAUGCAGGAAACAAGGCUCAAUAUCCGACAAAAUCUUUUAAAGAACUAGCCAUCUGGCUUACUGUUCGUGGGGCUUCUACAAUAAUUGUACCGCGAAAGCCAUUGUCUGAAAGAUUAGCCGUUGACUUGGCCUCUGAGCUACUUAAAUUAAACCUUUCCAAAGGAAUAGGAGGAUGCCUUUUCCAUAAACCAUUGUCUUUUCCUGAUGAUCAGCAUGCAUCAAAUACUUUAAUGCCAAAUGCAUUGUGCUGCUAUGGUAUUGAUACCUGCUACUAA
Messenger RNA from Batrachochytrium dendrobatidis JAM81, 6510 nucleotides. RefSeq lists its product as uncharacterized. The coding region runs from base 1 to 6510 and encodes 2169 amino acids. The record is from RefSeq and is a predicted model, not a curated record. The transcript has 15 exons. Lineage: Eukaryota; Fungi; Chytridiomycota; Chytridiomycetes; Rhizophydiales.